Molecule: messenger RNA, 2721 nt
Organism: Salpingoeca rosetta
Lineage: Eukaryota; Choanoflagellata; Craspedida; Salpingoecidae
Product: cytohesin 2
Exons: 8
Coding region: 1-2721 (906 amino acids)
Biological process (GO): regulation of ARF protein signal transduction
Molecular function (GO): guanyl-nucleotide exchange factor activity
Source: RefSeq, a predicted model, not a curated record
AUGGCGUCUCUGCUCGGGUUUGCCCACAAGCAGGGCCAGAACCGGCGAUCAUGGCGCCGGCGGUACUUUGUCAUCUCACCACUGUCGUCCACGUCCUCCAUGCUCUCUUACUUUACCACUGAGGGCGAGGCCCGCAUUGGCGCUCCAACCUCCAGAAAGGGCUGCAUGGUGUUGGGCAAAGGCACGCGUGUCCUAGAGGAGCACGAGUGCCGUGUCAAUUGGCCCAGCAGCACCUUUGUCUCCGGCAGUGGGCUUGGCAUCCAAACACAGCAUCGCACGUUGUAUCUUCAUUGCAAGAGCCCUCUGGAGGCCAAAGACUGGAAGAAUCUCCUGCGUGCUCGCAUUCAGCAGCACACUGACGUUGUUGCGGAGAAGAACCGGCGUGCUAGUCAGCUCUCCACGUCCCAACUCUCCGAGUUUUCAGAUGAUGGCGACGAUGAGGGCGGGAGCCACGACACGCGGCUGAAAACGGUUGUGCUGCGGAAGAAGAAGCACGGCGACCUGGCUGUGCUGUGCAAGCAGCUCGCUGUGCGCAACGCCACGCUCAACGACCAGGUGUACGAGCUGGAAGGACAGGUGCAGCGCACGGAGGAGGAGAACUCGUGCCUGCACCGCUUCUCCGCGUAUCUGCGCACAGUGCUGCUGCAGCACGGCGUGGGCCUGGAGUCGCUGCUGCCGUUUGAUGCGUUUGUGAAGGACCCGUCCCUCUACAGCACAAGCGGUGACGAUGAUGAGCAGUGGGGCUUUGACUCCGAAGACGACGACGACAACGACACCACCACCGCUAACAGCACCACCACCACCAUCACCAGCAGCAGCGCCACCGCCAGCACGUUGGCCGGUGGCAGCGGGCGUGACGAGGAGCUCCGGCGGCGAGAUGUGGCGGCGGCGGUGAUUCAGCGCUGGUACCGCGGGUGCGUCGUCAACAGGCACUUCACCAAGGUCAAGGCGACGGCAAACGAGCGCGGACGGCGGCGCACGCUGGACAGGCAGCGGCUCAACGCAAAGGUGCACCCUCGACACGGCGACAUCCACGCCCGCCCGCGGCUGCCAACCACGUCGCUGGCAAGCAGGGAGCUGUGGGAGGAGGCCGUUGGCGGCAGCAACAGCGGCAGCACGGCAGCAUCGCCGCACCUGCGCAGCGUGGGGCACCCCUCUGUGUCGUCCAUGGGUGCAGGGCUGUCGACCGGUGGCGUGCGGCGGACAGCGAGCAUGGCGCGACGGCCGUCGUAUGGGGGGCGGCGGCUGACGGCGGCGAUGAUGCGGCGGCUGCCACGGCAGGAGGAGCGGCACGAGGAGGCCGACGAGGACGCAGCCGUCGCCGCAGCGAAGAAGCAGAAGCAGCAGCAGAUGCAGGCAGAUGAAGCCAAGCCGUCCGCGACAACGACAACAAAGACAACAAAGACAACAAAGACAGCGACAGCGGCAGGGGCAAGGGGUAGCGGUGCAAGCGGCGCGAACAAGGCGGCGCGCAAGUCUGUUGAGAUUAGCUUCUCGCCCCCGGCAGAGGACGCGAGCACGACCACAGCGGCGCCAACGGCAGGGAACGGCAGCAUGGCUGACCAGGAGUACUUCCACAUUGGUGGCGCGGAUGAGCAUGCUGCGUCCGCCACCACCGCCGUGGACGUGGACGCGGACACGGCAGCAGGGACGUCGUCCAAGACGGCGACGAUCAAGUCGCUUUCGGCCGUCAGCGAACCGGUGUCGGCGGAUGCAGAGGCGACGGAGCUUGAGCUGGCGCGGCUGGCGAUGUACCGCUUCAACAAGAACCCGAGCAAAGGCAUCCACGACCUCAUGAUGUGCGGCCUCGUUGUCGACGACCCACAGGAGAUCAUGUCCUUCUUGUGCCAGGAGCCGGGCAUCAGCCGCGCCAAGCUGGGCGAAUUCCUCGGGUCUGACGAGGACCGCAGCAAGGCAUGCCUGCAGGCAUAUGCCAACACGUUUGAUUUCACCAACGCGGCGAUUGACGUGUGCCUGCGCCUGUUCCUGCUCGCCUUCCGCAUCCCGGGCGAGGCGCAGAAGAUUGAGCGGGUGAUGGCGGCGUUUGCGCACCGCUACCACUCGUGCAACCCGACGUGCUUCUGCCACGAGGACACGGCCUUCAUCCUGGCCUUCUCCAUCAUGAUGCUGCACACGGACCUGCACAACCCGAGCAACGUGCGCAAGAUGACGCUCAACGAGUUUGUGCGCAACAACCGCGGGAUUGACGACGGCGGGGACGUCCCACGCGAUGUGCUGGAGGGCAUCUACUCGCGCAUCCAGGCCGAGGAGUUCCAGUGCUGCGUCGACCACACCAACAAGGUGGAGGACCUGGAACAACGGCUCACGGGCCACGUGCCUGCAAGCAUCGUCACGGAGACGCGCCAGUUUGUGCGGACGGCGGACGCGAGCGAGCUGUACCGCAGCAAGAAGGACAGUGCCAAGAAGGGGGCGGCGGUGAAGCGCGUCAUCACCUUGCUCAUCUUCAACGACAUGGUGCUGGUCGCGUCGCAGGCGCGGUCCUCGCGGCGCUACCACAUCCGCAAGGCAUUCGACCUCUUCACCUCCUCGCUGCACAGGGAGACGGAGCACGGCCCAGAGACGUACAUCCUGCACAACAAGGAGAGUGGAAGCAGCAUCCGCUUUGCACCUGACGACCAUUCCGUCAUCUCCGCCAUCCAUGACGCAACCCGCCUUUGCGCUCGCGUCAAGACGUUUUCAUGGGCCGACAGCAGCUGCUGA